AACGUCAGUAUUAGUUGCCACUGUCCACUUAUAGCUAGCUUGAAGUGAAGAAAUGUCUUCUGCCACAAAAAUCAUGAGCAUGGACAGUGACAGCAUCAAGAAAUACUUGUUCAACAUGGCCAUGAAAAGCCAGUGGGAAGAAGUUGUCCAAGCAUAUAGGGAAAACAAGCUGGCUCUCAGGGCAAGGAUCACCAAGUCAGGUGACACAGCAUUGCACAUAGCAGUGUCGGACGGCCAAGAGGAACAUGUUGAGAAACUAGUAAAGCUGGUUUCCAAAAAGGAGCUGGAAAUCCAAAAUGAGCGAGGGAACACCCCUCUCCAUUUUGCUGCAGCACAGGGGAAUUUGAGAAUGUGCAAAUGCAUUGCCAAAGAUCAUCCUUCUUUGGUUAGUAUUCUCAACAAAGAUAAAGAGACCCCUCUCUUCUUGGCUGCUCUCCAUGGUAAAAAAGAUGCCUUCUUGCGUCUACACUACAUUUGUACUCCUGACAAGUCUCCUCCAAACUACAAUUACUGUAGGAGGGAAGAUGGAGAGACUAUCUUGCAUCGUGCAAUUGAUGGGGACUACUAUGAUUUGGCAUUUCAGAUAAUAGCCCUGUAUAAAGAUCUUGUUAAUUCUGUUAAUGAAGUUGGGUUUUCCCCUCUCCAUCUUCUGGCGAGUAAGCCUUCCGCUUUCAAAAGUGGUAGCUACCUUAGACCUUGGAGCAAAAUCAUUUACCACUGUAUAUUGGUCGAUGAGCUGAAGGUGGAAGAAGCAGAUCACUUCCAUGCGCGGGUAAAUGAUACAAUUAACUUUGAAAAGGCUCCGAAGUACCCAGAAAACUACAAAACCUGCAUCAACUUCUUGCUAGUGUUCUGGAAGAUGGCUCAAGCAUUAGGAAAAAGAUCCACAGAUCCAGAGAACCCUGAACCUAAAGGAGGAAAUCCAGGUCAUUACAAUGCCUGCUUUGAUUAUGUCAAGCUUUUAUCAAAGGCAAUGCUGAUUGUUCUUGGACUAGGGUCUACGGAGAUACGGAAGAUAAGGAACAAGAAAGAAAAGCACAAAUGGGCUGUUCAGAUCAUGGACAAGCUACUAGAAAGUGCUUCGAUGUAUGAAUAUGAAGACAGUGGUAUGAACCCGCAGGCAGCAACAAUAUCGCCCCCCAAGGACGAUGAAACAAAGCCUUACAAAAUUUCCGAUGGUGGCGACCAUAUCACCCUCGGAAGCAUUGAAGAACAACCAAUGACACUUAGUCCUAGUACUACUGAUCAACAAAACGAAAACAAAGGAAACAGCGGAACCAACGGUCAAGAACAAAAAGGAGUCAUUGGAGAAGGGUCAUUGCCACCAGAAGUGACACGGAAUAAAACUCCUGAGAUGGAAAAGAAGGAAACACCGAUAUUGAUUGCUGCAAAGAAUGGCGUGACUGAAAUAGUCGAGAAGAUCCUAGACCUUUUUCCAGUGGCCAUACAUGACCUUAAUGCACAGAAAAAGAAUAUAGUUUUGUUGGCUGUGUUGCCGCCAGAAGUGACACGGAAUAAAACUCCAGAGAUGGAAAAGAAGGAAACACCGAUAUUGAUUGCUGCGAAGAAUGGCGUCACUGAAAUGGUCGAGAAGAUCCUAGAGCUUUUUCCAGUGGCCAUAUAUGACCUUAAUGCACAGAAAAAGAAUAUAGUUCUGUUGGCUGUGGAGCACAGGCAACCCCAUGUGUACCAACUCUUGCUAAAGAGAAAGAUCAUGAAAGAAACCGUUUUCUGCAAAGUGGAUGAAGAUGGCAAUAGUGCAUUACACCUUGCAGCAAAGUUGGGAGAAUACAAGCCUUGGCUAAUUCCCGGUGCUGCCUUGCAAAUGCAAUGGGAAAUCAAGUGGUACGAGUUCGUCAAAAACUCAAUGCCACUCCACUUCUUCAACCGCUACAACAAGAAAAGGCAAACGGCAAAGGAAAUCUUCACCGAAACCCACACCGACAUCGUUAAAGACGGCGGCAAUUGGCUGGCCAACACCUCCCAAUCGUGCUCCGUUGUCGCUGCCCUCAUCGCCACCGUCGCCUUCGCCACCGCCUCCACAGUCCCCGGCGGCACCAAAGAGGAAAACGGCGAGCCCACCCUCGAAAACCAGCCGGCUUUCCACGUCUUCAGCAUCGCCUCCCUCGUCGCCCUUUGCUUAUCCGUCACGGCAAUGGUGAUGUUCCUGGCCAUUCUGACGUCACGGUAUCAGGAGUGGGACUUCGGGAAAGGGCUGCCGAGGAAGCUCGUGUUCGGCCUGACGUCGCUGUUUCUGUCCAUCGCUUCGAUGCUGAUAUCGUUUUGCGCCGGACACUUCUUCGUGCUGAAAGAUGAGCUGAAAUACGCGGCGUUUCCGGUUUAUGCAAUAACGUGUUUACCGGUGUCAUUUUUCGCUAUGGCGCAGUUUCCGUUGUACGUUGAUCUGGUGCGGGCUGCGUUUAAGAAGGUGCCGCAGCGGAGUUGCAAGGAAUGAUCGCGGACAAUCAUAGCAAACCAAUUCUUCACUUCCCAUCAAAUCUUUUGGAUUGCUUGGGUUAUCAAAUGGUUAUCGCCCGGUUCUUGGAUUGUAUAUUCCUUAAUCUGUCUUCGGCACCUCUUAAUCUGCUGGUUCUUAGCUUGUCUUGGGUUUUCUAAGUGGUCUGUAAAUACUUUGCUAUGGAGUCUAGGUUCCCUUAUGUGGUUUUUUUUAUUAUUACAUCUUCCUAAUAGUCCCCUGCUUUUACUCUGGGAUUGGCUUACGUGCCAAUUUCCUAUCGAUCCUUGUUCAUUUUGCCGUCGCUAGAGUUGAUGCAUUAAUGUUGAUACCAUCAAAUUUGCAUAACGCUUUAGUUUUUGGUAUUCUCUCUGUUUUGACAUAUGGCUGUUUUCCUUCUUUCCUUCUUAUUCUGGGUUUCCUUCUCUUGUUUCUAUCACUCUCUUCUACUCUACUUCUGUUCUGUUUCUGAUCAGGGUUUAUCCAACUUCAUCCGAUGAAGUUCAUCGCCUCCUUUUGAAUCUCCUCCCCGAGCCAGAAUCUUACCUUUUCCUUUUGGGGACGGGUCUAGUCGGAAUCACUCUCCUGAUUUUCCUGAAACUGAGUAGCAUACUUCACCUGGGAAUAAUUCACAUGAUUUAGAGAAUAUGGAAGCAGAACCUUCUCUUCUUAUCUUCCGGAAUGAGUAUCAUGUGUUGGAAUUUGUCGUGGUUGUUCACGACAAGGUUUUUGUCUCAAGUCACAUUUCUUAGAACUAUGUUGGCUUUUGAUGUUUUGUGUUUAUUGGAUACUAUGUUAGAUGAGGAUGAACUAAGAACCUAGGUAAUAAACUUCAGAUCCGUUUUGUAAUUAUUACUGCAUUCCUGUUGAUGGUGUUUCGGGUGGCUUGCUACUGUUAUGCAAUAGCUCUGCUUUUCAAA
Rosa chinensis is the source of this 3375-nucleotide messenger RNA. RefSeq lists its product as uncharacterized. The transcript has 8 exons. Bases 53 to 2455 code for a protein of 800 amino acids. Gene Ontology annotation, molecular function: protein binding. Lineage: Eukaryota; Viridiplantae; Streptophyta; Magnoliopsida; Rosales; Rosaceae. The record is from RefSeq and is a predicted model, not a curated record.